UUUCAGCACGUUCAGCGAUUGGCUGGGUGCAUUUGCUUUGCGUGUUUGAAGAAGAGCAUAAAUAGUCCACUGCUGUUAUGACUGGACAUUUAAUUCACGGCUGGGGAAAUCUCUAGCACCAAUCUACAAAAUUACAUAUAUCUUUUUAAAUUCGAUUUUAACGAUUUCAAGCGAAGAUUCAUUAUGGCUCAACCGAUGAUGCAACGAAAGCGAUCUUCUGUUAAUUUGGAUGGGAAAGUUAUGAAGAAACCAGUAGUCAAGCGACAGCGUUCUGAGCGAACGCUGGUAGCAGAAAAGUUCGAAAAAUGCCUUCUUCUUGGGAAUGCAUCACCAAGAGUGAUGACAGAAGUGCCGUCAUUUUUAUCCCCCAAACUGGAGCUGUCGCACGACAAAUACUCAGACGACUCCUUUUUUCUCGACAACGCCCUUUUUGACGAGAAAGACUCACAGACCAAGGAACCGAAGUGCGACAUCCAACGCGAACGUUCCUCUGAACCCGAGGUCGACGACUUCGGCCUGAGCGAGGAAGCGGAGAACGAAAUCGUGUCGUUCGACCAGGCAACGGUGGGCGAUGCCAUCACGAAGAAGGUCUGUCAAGAGUCCGAGAAGGACGUGGAAAAUGAAGGCGAGGAUGAGCCCGACGGCCACCACGGUCAAGGAGGGCUGAAGGGAUUCAUCGACAGAGUGGCUCACACGGUCGAAGAUGUUGCGGAAGGACUGGUUGACUUUGUGAUGCCGCAUCGUGAUCUUCCUCGCCAGGAGCAAAUAGACUACCAUGAUCUGGAGGGGUUCACCCUCCAUCUUCCGGCUCACUUCCAUCCAUUCGACAGCCCGUGUCCGUUUGGUGCUCGCCUGAAUCGAUCGGAUAAUGGGUAUAGGCUUGCCAGAGUACUCACCGACACAGCAGCUCACCAUGCUGGCCUGAAAGAAUCUGACGAAGUAACUCAUCUGAAUGACAUCGAACUGAAGAGCUUUGACACCAUUGAUUUACAGAAGCUAUUUAUGACUAUCGACGCCACGUUCACACUGACGAUUCUGAGAAGAUAUGUUGAGGGGAAUACGGUCCAUCUGAAGAGGACUACGAUACGAGUGACCGUAGCUGAUGAAAUUGUUGUGGAAGUGGUGCGCUCGGAGAUCGUUUGGAGUCGAAAGCCGAGACAUGUUUCGACAUCGGCACUCUCUUACGUUAGCCAGGAUGGGGAUGGCAACUCACAGAUCUACCUCAAUAAGCAGGGAGAAAUGGUUACGAUGGGAACAUUGAUUGAUGAGCGAGCUCAAUUCUUCUUGGACUUCUAUGCGGUCAUAGGGUUUACGGAGGGCCAACAAUGUGUUAUUCGUCACGCGAGCACAAAUCAGUUAUACGACGCAGUUCAAAACUGUAUGAAGACGGUGAAGGAUAUCUUUAAUCCGGAUCAGAGUUUCAUGCUUGACAAAAUAAAGAGAUCAAGUAACCAUACGUUUGUCUUCGAGUCAGUAGAGCUCCCAGGACACUACUUAAUCUAUCAGGUACCUGGUGAUGACAGGACGCCGACCAUGUCCUCUGGGACAUUAAAGCUAUCUCAGUGCAUUUCUUCGCAAAUGGUGCCUUCCCAAGGAUCCUUCAAGAUCUAUGACGUCAAAGACCUUUCUAGUUCAAGCUCAUCGAGGAUAGGCCUCUGAUUCUACACAAGGCUAUCAUCAGAGGUCAUCGUCAGGGUCAUCAGGUCAUUGAAAACUACCUAUAUGCAAUAGGUCACCUACCAGAUCGCCAUCAAGUUGCCACUCUCUACCCAGGUGUAGUAAAUGGGUACCCGGUAGGAAGUAAUUCCUUGACUGCUCCAGCGUCUGACCAGGGUUAUGCUAAAGCCGGGGUAUUAUUAUAUAGUAUGCAGCGCUUAGAAACGUUGUUACACAUUAUUAUUACUCAGUACAAUAGGCUUAAUAAACAGCAAAUAUAGUGUUUAUUGAUGUACAUAUAGGGGACCAUAACGGUUAUUUUGCUUGGUAACAUUUUUAAUGUUAGUUCAACUGGGUGUUAUGAUAUUACAACACCUUUUGAUUUUACUUUUACACCCUUUUUAGUGUUAUGUUCAACCUCUAUAGGGUGUAAACUUAAUACUUCAGUAUAUGGUACUGUAUAGGGACACACCACUAAUUAAAACGUAAGAGAAACAUAUCACAUUGGUUAAUUUGCUGAUUAGAAAUCUGAAAUUUAAACUGCGAGGAUGUCUAUCUUACUCCGUCAAAAGGAUUGGAAUAAUAUUUUUCGCGCUAGAUUAAUCGAUUCUUAUCCUAUCUGUACAAGGCCCAAUAUUACACAUACAAACAGAUGACCCUAAAAAAUUUCAAAAUAUGUUCGCUUUAACUGGAAACAUUCCAUAUAAUUGUCUCGUUGCGCAAAGAUUGCACUUGUAAAUAAAACUUGUAAAUAUCACGAUGUUAUUUAUGUUGCUUCAAACCCCUUCUCUGUAUGAGGAAUUCACUUGCCGUAGUUUCUGAGAAACACUGCGUAUUUUUUUAAAUGUAUAGCCAUCACUAUUCGUAAGUUUUAGUUCUGUUGCUGUAGGGACUCACGUAUCAUUAGUAUAUUUUGUGAGCUAAGCAAAAGUUAAGUUGGUCAAACAGAAUUGAUCCCAAUUGAUCAGAACUGUUUUAUCAUUUGCUUUAAGGAUAUUGAAGAAUUUGUGAAUGAAUUUAAGUCUAUUUUUAUUUAAGAAAUGGUAAUGGAGUAAAAUUAUUUUAUAAAAAGUAAUGUGCUGCUAUAAAAUUUUGUGUAUUCCAGACGUAUAAUCAUAUAAUGUUGUGUUCAUCGUCAUGAAUAUAUUUUCUAUUCAGUAAAUCUUAUGUAAGUUUACGGACAUUAAGGCUUACUCAGUUCGAAAAAACAAAAACUUUACAGAAGAAAAAAAAACAGAUUUUACAAAAAGAAAAAACCAAAUCACCCUGUAAAUUGUUUUAAGAGGAAAGAUUUUUUUUUUACAACUUUUCUACAAUUUUACAGAACAGGUCUGUUUUAAAAAAGGGGGAAAAAGUUCUAAUACAAUAAAUUUGUAAGGUUACAUACACCAAAUACCACUUUUCUGUAAUUUUACACAAAUGCAUGUAAGAUUCCACAGUGCAGUAAGAUUACAGGUGUUCUCGAGACUCUGCUGUAAGAAAUUUUAUUUUUUAAGUAGAAAUUUUCUAGCAAUUUUCUAGCUGCAUACUGUACACUGUGUUGGGUAAUGCAUGUUGGUAAUAUAUAUAUAUAUAUAUAUAUAUAUAUAUAUAUAUAUAUAUAUAUAUAUUCUGGGGAAUUAUUAUACAAUUGAGCAAAUUUAUUACCUAAUUAUUAGUUUUUAUUACCCAAUUUGGGCAGAUUUAAACCAAUGGUUGUGUGGACAGUAUGUUGCCCAGGGUUGGUUAAAUGUAACUGAUAUGAAUCAUGAUAAUUGAUACAAAGCCUGGGAAUAAUAUGUGGUAAAGUUGAUGUACGUCUGACUCAUGUAAUUAUUCUACAGAUUACAACUUUUGUGAUAGAAUUUUGUCGGUGUAAUAUGACUGUGUUGCGAUAUUAGUGAUGGAAAUUAUUUUUGUACGAAAUCAAAUCAUAAUAUGUGUAAAAUCACUGUUAUUCUCAAUAAUAAUUCAAAAUCUUAUUUAAA
Molecule: messenger RNA, 3623 nt
Organism: Lytechinus pictus (painted urchin)
Lineage: Eukaryota; Metazoa; Echinodermata; Echinoidea; Temnopleuroida; Toxopneustidae
Exons: 8
Coding region: 184-1659 (491 amino acids)
Molecular function (GO): protein binding
Source: RefSeq, a predicted model, not a curated record